Solanum dulcamara is the source of this 1012-nucleotide messenger RNA. RefSeq lists its product as uncharacterized. Gene Ontology annotation, biological process: DNA damage response; fatty acid metabolic process. The record is from RefSeq and is a predicted model, not a curated record. The transcript is spliced from 4 exons. Gene Ontology annotation, cellular component: mitochondrial matrix. The coding region runs from base 103 to 882 and encodes 259 amino acids. Lineage: Eukaryota; Viridiplantae; Streptophyta; Magnoliopsida; Solanales; Solanaceae.
CACAGUUAUCAAACGACCAAGCGAGUAGUGCAAAGUGCAAAGUGCAAAGUGCAAAGUGCAAGGCAAAAUUGAACUGAAAGAGCCGCAGAUUUUAACAACAAUAUGGACGAGCUGCAGACGAUUCUAACGGAAGCAUUUGGCGAGUCAUCAGACAGCGAAGGCGAAGAAGAAGAACAACUUUUCCAUGCUCAUUCUGCAGAGAAUCAGGUCAAUCGAAAAGCCCUAUGUGGGUCAGUGUUUGGAGAAAGUGAUAGCUGGGAAAGAAUCAGUGAAAUUGAUGGCCUUUGGCUGUGCAAAGACUUUUUAUCUCCUGAUCAACAAUCAAAGUUGUUAUCAUCAAUUCAACAAGAAGGAUGGUUUGCUGAGUCUUCAAGCAAUCAGGCUAUGAGGUUUGGUGACCUACCAGGGUGGGCGGUUGAGCUCUCCAGCUCUAUCCAUGAGGUGAUUCUCUUCGGUAAUUGUGCUGCAGAGUUGGAAAACUCUGAGAAGGGCAAGGAAGUAUGCAUCUUUCCACGAGAUCUGUUAUGGAGGGAACCACUUUUUGAUCAACUUAUAGUUAACAUGUAUCAACCAGGUGAGGGUAUCUGUCCGCAUGUUGAUCUAAUGCGGUUUGAGGAUGGAAUUGCUAUCGUUUCUCUAGAGUCAUCCUGCGUUAUGCAUUUCUCUCGAGUCGAAAAUGGAACAUGCAGAGCCCAAGAUCCACUACACAAAUUGCCUGUGCUAUUGACACCAGGAUGUCUUAUUUUGAUGUGGGGAGAAGCACGCUACCUUUGGAAACACGAGAUAAAUCGAAAACCUGGGUUCCAAAUAUGGAAAGGCCAGGAGAUUGAUCAAAAGAAGAGGAUAUCAGUGACUCUUAGGAAGCUCUGUCGUACUGAUUAGAAAUUUAGUGCUUCAACACAUUUGGCUCAUCGUCAUUUUCUAGUGCUUAAGCAGAAGCUGAGGCUUAUAUUGUUCGUGUUGCUUGAAGAAUUGAAGCUUACGAUAAAAACACAUUUCUGCAUAUUUUACU